AUGAGGUGGACGAAUCACAAUCUUGGAAAAGAGCAGCUCAUCGAGCCGACGGGAGAGGGCAACGGAAGGAGGAACAAGACGAGAACGUUCCUGCUCAAGGCGGCGAACCGAGUGUUUACGGAGCGGCCGCUGUCGCAGGUCGAGGUGAUCGCGCACCUCCUAGGGUACCCGGCGGAGUUCAGCAGCGGCUCGGCGUGGGCGUACGUAAACGUGAACCAGCUCUACUGGGCCGUCUUCCGCCGGUGGCGGCACCUCCGACGGGCGAGCGGCGCGGAGGCGACGGGCGACGCGCCGGACGAGACGGUCGUCGUCGAGGAGGCCGGCCCGAGGAUCCCCCUCGUCGAGGCCUACCGGCACAGGGGCGAGCUCCUGCGGGGCCUCUGCCUUUAUGACUACGCAUCGCUCGUAAGGCUAAAGCGAAACGGCAGCGGCGCCGACGGUGGGACGGGCUGGGGCGAGGUACCCUUCGCGGAGAGCUGGGCGUCGGGGAAGGGCUGGGUGCAGGCGCUUAGGCGGCCGGGCAGCGGGGCGACCGUAUGCCUCGACGGAUACCUCAGCAAGGAGUUUAGCGAGGAAGACGACGAGUCGUGCCACCGAAGGGCGGCGGUGCAGCACCUGGCCCUGUUCGUGCCGUGGGAAUCCUUCCUCGGCGAGGAGGCAGGCGACAUUAACGACAUCUGGGCGCGGGCGCGGGGGUCGCUGGCGCCGAGGGUCGCGCGGCUCGCAGACAACGUGCAGCUCCUCCGGCGGUCGGCGGAGGACGCGAAGCGCGACGCCAAACAGUGGGCCGCCACGUCGGAGGAAGGCGAGACGGCGGCUGCGCAGGCCGAGGGCGGCGAAGGGGCGUACCGUGCCGGCGGCGCGGGCGACGCGGCGCGGCUCAUCGACGUCGUACGGAACGCCGCCAGUGCAGGACAGGUAACGGCACAGUCGACGGAGCUGCUCGCGAUGACGCAGCAGCUCUGCCGGUUCCAGCAGUCGGCGCUCGGGUCGGCGGUCGAGCUCGCGGCGACGGUAGUGGCGGACGAAAGGGCAGGCAGGAGGGGCAUCCAGGGCGGCGGGGCGACGGCGGGCAUGGGGGCCGACCGCGGCGCGGCCCUUCGCGGGGUGAUGGGGGGCUUCGGCGAGGACGACAUGGACGUAAUGGCGGCCGACGGUGACGUAGACGCAGGCACGGCGGCGGGGAUGCACGUGCGGCUCGGCCCGUCGAGCUCGUUCGUCGCCGCCGGCAGGGAGCUAGCGGGGCAGCUAACGCUUAACGAGAAGCAGUCGGUCGCCCUCCUAAUCGUAUGCCGGCAGCUCGACCGGAUGCGGCUGGGCGACGGGGCAGGCGGCGAUGGCGGCGGCCAGCUCUGCCUAUUCAUCGGCGGCGAGGGCGGCACCGGCAAGUCGCGCGUCAUCGAGGCGCUCGUCGAGCUGCUCGCCCGGAGGGACCUAUCGAGCCGGCUGCUGGUGACGGCGACGUCGGGCACGGCGGCAGCACGGAUCAACGGCAUCACACUACACUCGGCCUGCGGCCUGCGGCCUUACGGUCGGCCAGGGCGGCCGGGCAGGAGGGGCGACGAGGGACGUAGACGGCGUACGGAGAAGGAGGUGCUGGUGAUCGACGAGGUCAGCAUGCUCGGGGCGCGGACGCUGCACGCCGCCAACGAGCAGCUGUGCAGGCUGCGGGGGUCGGCGCGAGACUUCGGCGGCAUCCCGGUGGUGAUCUUCUGCGGCGACUUCCACCAGUUCCGGCCGGUGCAGGAGCGGCCGAUCCUGCUGCCGAGCGCGGCGGUGGCGUGGGACGAGGACGGGGCGUUCGCGGCCGAGCAGCGACGGCAGCACGACAAGGCGCACGCGCUGUGGCGGCGGUUCACGACGGACCGGUCGGACCUGGAGCUGCUCAACUCGAGGUGCUACCGGCCGGGCAGGCGGAUCCCGUGGGAGACGGGCCUGACGGUGGUGACGCCGCUCAACCGGAACCGCUGGAACCUUAACCUAGAGGCGGCGCUCGCGUUCCGGGCGCAGCGACGGACGGCGGCGCGCGUCUUCCUGUCCGAGCACAGGUGGAAGGAGGGCGUGCCGACGGAGGAGGAGGCGGCGCUAAUGCUAGGCUACGGCGACGACAGCGCGACGCCGGUGCCGGCCGUCUUCGUCUUCGUGCCAGGCAUGCCGGUCGUCGUGAACCAGAACACGCACCAGGGGCUGAAGCUGGUGAACGGGGCCGGGUAUACGGCGGUGGAAGUCAUCCCCGACCGGGCCUUCCCCGGCCACCGGGUGUCGGCGGAGCUAACGAUACACUUCCGGCCGCCGGCGGGCAUCGUGCUGGCCUCAGAGACGACCAUGGACUUCCACUUCGUCGGGAUGCCUGCCGGGACGAUCCUGCUGACGCCCAUCAGCGUCAAGAUCGACGCGCAGCGGAAGCGGCCGUGGCAGCGAAGCGACCUGUCGCGGUGCCCGACGCUCGACGGCAUCAUGCUCGUGUCGGAGGUGCGGGAGCGGGACCUGGUGGGGAACCGGGUCCCCGGGGAGAUGACGGCGGCCCAGGCCCGGCUGGAGGAGCUGGGCGGGCGGACGGCGCGGGAGGCGGCUGGCUGGCUCCGCGGGUAA
Messenger RNA from Hirsutella rhossiliensis, 2592 nucleotides. Its product is annotated as PIF1-like helicase domain-containing protein. Bases 1 to 2592 code for a protein of 863 amino acids. Lineage: Eukaryota; Fungi; Ascomycota; Sordariomycetes; Hypocreales; Ophiocordycipitaceae. Gene Ontology annotation, molecular function: DNA helicase activity. The record is from RefSeq and is a predicted model, not a curated record. The transcript has 8 exons. Gene Ontology annotation, biological process: DNA repair; telomere maintenance.